Molecule: messenger RNA, 1761 nt
Organism: Bipolaris maydis ATCC 48331
Lineage: Eukaryota; Fungi; Ascomycota; Dothideomycetes; Pleosporales; Pleosporaceae
Product: Mur ligase
Biological process (GO): folic acid-containing compound biosynthetic process
Cellular component (GO): mitochondrion; cytosol; cytoplasm
Molecular function (GO): ATP binding; tetrahydrofolylpolyglutamate synthase activity; dihydrofolate synthase activity
Source: RefSeq, a predicted model, not a curated record
AUGAUCCAGCCCGGCCUGGGAAGGAUCAGCCAGCUCCUGAGGAAUGCAGAAUUCCCAUGGAGGUCGAUACACGUUGCUGGAACCAACGGCAAGGGAUCCAUCUGCCAUCAUGCCUCGGAACUGAUCGUACGUAAGAAGAUCACGGUUGGCAAAUUCACUUCUCCCCAUCUUGUAGACAGAUGGGACUGCAUCACCAUCAACAAUAAGCCCGUUGACGAGUCGCUCUUCCGAAAGGUCGAGAACCAUUACCGGGAUCUCAGCCAGAGAGAUGGCAUUCCUGCCUCUCCUUUUGAGAUUUUGACCGCUACUGCAUUCCACAUCUUCAAUGAAAAGAAGAUCCAAAUUGGUGUGAUCGAGGUUGGCAUGGGCGGCAAAGAGGACGCCACCAACAUUCUGAACAACCAAGCAAUUUCCGUCAUAUCAAAAAUCGCUCUUGACCACCAAAAUUUUCUUGGUGAUACUCUCGAAGAGAUCGCCCUGCACAAGGCUGGCAUCCUCAGACCCAAUGUGCCCUAUAUCAUCAACCCGAGGAACGAGAAAAACUUGAAACUCGUAAUUGACGAAUACGCAGCCACCAUCCAAGCAGGCCCACGUCUCACCCACGAACCUUUAGAUUUACAGAAGAGCUUGUUCAACAAAAACUACUGGAAAAGAUUUACUGCUCCUUUACUACCUAUCCAACGCGACAAUGUAGUCUUGGCUGCUAUUGCUGCCAGGGAAGCUGUGGAAAGCAUAGGGCUUAAUUUUAGACCUUUUGAAAUCGGGCGUUAUUCAUUAAAGUCACGGCUGAAUGUCAACCCUGGCCGCAUGGAAUUGAUCAGAGUGCCAAUCGUUUUUGGAGACGACAAAGACUCGCGGGGCCCGCCGAUAUUAGUCGAUGGAGCUCAUAAUCCAAAUGCUGCCAAUUUACUCAAAGAAUAUGUUCGUCUUGUUCACAGUAAGAGUAAGAUAAAGGGCGAUGGCUUUCCAGGUAAAAAUGGAUGGCCAAUUACCUGGGUGCUUGCUAUGACUGAAGGCAAGGAUGCACACGAGUACCUGAGGAUACUACUGCAGCCAGGAGACACUGUCGUCACUACGACAUUCGGUCCAGUCGAUGGCAUGCCUUCAGUGAAACCAAUGGAUCCAACACAACUACUUGAAAUAGCAAAGUCUGUACAACCUGGGGUUACAGGAAUGGCGAUGCCGAAACAGGGUGCGCUGCGAGCACUGUGUGCAGCGAAGUUCAUCUCAAAAAGACACCGGCCUGUGGUAUUGACAGGCAGUCUGUACCUUGUUGGUGACUUCCAUCGUGAAUUCCGAUCGCGGCGUGGCAAAUUUUACAUGGAAGAUCCAGAGUUCGCAUAUGACCGCGGACUUUUCAAGGCCAUGGUGAAGGAAGAAGAACAGAGGGCCAAAAACUGGUUUAGCGGUUAUCCUACAAACAUUGACAGUAAAGCCAGCGCCAAAGAUGAGAAGGUGCAUGCAGAGUGGAACAAGCAAAUUGCCAAUCGGGAAAAGAAGAGAGCUAUUCAAGAAGAAAUAGAGGCCCUCGAUCGAGAAAUGGAGCUGCUUGCAGCAGAGGAGCAGCGUAUUGGGCAUCGAAAGUCUCCAGACGCUGAAAACCUUGGCGAGCCAGCGGAUUCAGAAGGCGCUACAUCUACUGAUGAGCUUGAAACCUCGACAGAGGAGCAUGAUGACAAUGCAGAUGAACUUGUCCAGGAAGAUGAGACAAAACGUGAAAAUGACCAAACACCAGAACAAAGUACAAGAUUGAAAGUUUGA